AUGGAACUAAGUCUUCAUGGGUCACAGCCAAUGACUUCGAAAUAUUGGACGAAUGGUCACAAGACGACUAACAACAAAGUCAUGUCACAUGAACCGAAGAAGGAAGCUUUGAUCGAAGUUGACGCAACUACGAGUUGUGGUAGUGAAAGCAUCGAAGAAGAGAUCGUCACGAUUAAAGCGAAUGAUGUGGAGAACAAGAAUAACGACGUGAACACACAUGAAACGUUAACAAAUUUCACAAAUUCCGUCAUCAAGCAAAGACCUGAUUCACUUAAAUUAUCGUUUGAUUAUGGCAGCAACUCUUCGAAGUUAGGAAAAUCUGCCACAAGCACCUUCAGCGUCAAUCAAAGUAAAAUCAUGGCAGUUGCUGCCAACAAUCACGAUAGUAAAAAGUCGACAUCUUACGACUUGUGGGUAAAUGAAAAUGUCGGAACAAAAGAGAGAAAUGAAAGCGUUGUGGGUGGUGAGAAUAGGAAGUUAGAUUUACCGGGACGUGUGUCGUUUAGCACCAACGACGUGUAUGAGAUUGACUACAGCGAUUAUGAUGAUCAGGAAACGGAAUCGAGUCAGGCGAGUGGUAAUUUGGAGAAAUUAAAUAAAUCAUCAGGAAGCAUUCAAGAGAAAAUGGAGCCGUUAAGCGAGAUGGUAAACAACAUGAACGGGAAGCAAUAUAUCAAGGAGCAUUACAUGAGCAAUUCAGAUAACGAGUUGGACGAAAUCGAUUACCGUUAUCACUCGAAAGCAAACGAUAAACCAUUGAAGAUUAAUCAAAUUAUUGAGGAUUAUAAGAAUGAAGUUGGCUCCAUUAAUCAUCACCGACAUCAACAAGCAAUGGUGGAAACAAAUCAGUUAAAUAAUUCGAAAGGCAAAACAUCCGCAUCAAUGAUGGGAAGUAAAUUAAAUCAAUCUACAAAUCCCGUCAUCAAAAACUAUCUAAAGGCAAAAGAGGAUGUGGGAAUGUUGAGUUCAAGUUGCAAUAACAACCACAACAACCGCAUAUCUAUCAACACGUCCAACAAGAAGCUCAAUGAUUUGUCAAAAAAAUCAAAAAAUCUCAAAGAUUUAACAAAGCCGAAAAUGUCGAAUUCAUUGGGAUGUUCAACUGUUAAAACAUUGCCAACGAAACAUGUUCAACAUGAUGUUUCACCACAAAAUGUCAAAGAUAAAAUAAAAAAAGCGAAAUCAUCAUCAUCGUCAUCAUACACGCGACAAGAUUCAAAUUUGGAUGAAUUUCAAAUUGAAAAAGUGGUCAGUUGGAUGUCAGUGAAUGAAGAAAGUUUUUCCGAAUACGAGUUAAACAUGGCUGACAAUGGUAGUGACAACAAAUCACCUAUGACAAAAGAAACAAAAGGCAAUGAACACGAUUCAACAUAUCAGGAAAUUGUUGACAUUAUUAAAGAAAUCGAACACGAUCGAAAAGAUUGUGAAGACUUUAAGAGUCUUAAGACGGAUGUAGAGUUUAAACUUAAUACGAUUUUAAAUUCAAUUGAAUCGCCUGACGACGAUGUCAGUCCGUCCAAUGAAUGCAGUGAAGGCGAUAGAACGAACAAUAAACUUAAAGAAAUUUUCUCAUACUUGGAUAAAGUUGACUCAACGUGCGACAAAGCACUAAUAGAUGCCAAGGGUAACAACCUCAUCGAACGAGACAAUCUCGAAUUAGAAUUCGCAUUGGAGCCCGAUGUCAUCGAAGACGUUCCCAAGUUAGUUGCUGACAACUCUUAUUACGAAUUGUUUUCUUUUUUUUUGAUUGCGAUUAUUUUUUUCUUUGUUGCAAUAUUUCGUCUUUUUAUUUCGGAUUGGAAUGUCGAUGAAAUUGUUGAUGUGCGAGAAAAUUUUAUUCCCUUUGUCUGUUAUUCGACUUUGAAUGGAACGAAUGAGAGAAAAAUGUUUUAA
Molecule: messenger RNA, 1893 nt
Organism: Clunio marinus
Lineage: Eukaryota; Metazoa; Arthropoda; Insecta; Diptera; Chironomidae
Source: the annotation of a GenBank genome assembly